Messenger RNA from Thermothelomyces thermophilus ATCC 42464, 2159 nucleotides. RefSeq lists its product as uncharacterized. NCBI's taxonomy places the organism in Eukaryota, Fungi, Ascomycota, Sordariomycetes, Sordariales, Chaetomiaceae. The coding region runs from base 217 to 1881 and encodes 554 amino acids. Gene Ontology annotation, molecular function: D-arabinono-1,4-lactone oxidase activity; FAD binding. The record is from RefSeq and is a predicted model, not a curated record. Gene Ontology annotation, cellular component: membrane; mitochondrion. The transcript has a single exon.
CCCGGCUGGGCAUUCCACUGAAGAACUGGUUUCCCUUUCCUUCGGCACGAAAGUCCGUUCCACUAGAAACACGAUGCUCCAAUAAGUGAACUUUUUUUUUUUUUUUGAGCCUCCACGGGUUCUCAGACGUCAUUUAUUUUAUUAUCGGUAAUUUCACCGUCGCAAGUACAUACACACUCAAUUAGCGCGCCGAAGUCUCGACUUCGCCGUCAAAAAAUGGCCUCCCCAGAAGACCUGGCCGCGCUUCCCGCCGAGGUUCGCAUAGCCAUCAAGGCCUCCUCGGACGACGUUCCCUUCCGGGCCCGCACCGCGUACACGCACCGGACCUGGGCGCGCACUUUCACCUCCCUCCCGGAGCUCUUCAUCCAGCCCGAGUCACUGGCCGAGAUCGAAAAGGCGGUCACGCUCGCCCGCCAAUGCCGCCGCCGCCUGGUCACCGUCGGCUCGGGCCACUCGCCCUCGGACCUGACGUGCACCUCCUCCUGGAUGCUCAACCUGGACCGCUUCGCCCGCGUGCUGCGCAUCGACCGCGAGUCCGGGCUGUGCACCGUCGAGGCGGGCAUCCGCCUGCACCGGCUCAGCGCCGAGCUGGACGCCGCGGGGCUGGCGCUGCCGAGCCUGGGGAGCAUCGACGAGCAGAGCAUCGCGGGCGCCAUCUCCACGGGCACCCACGGGAGCAGCCUGUCGCACGGGCUGGUCAGCGAGUCCGUCGUCGCGCUCAAGCUGACCAUGGCCGACGGCAAGACGCGCUCCUGCUCGGCCCGGGAGAGGCCCGAGCUCUUCCGGGCCGCGCUGCUCUCGGUCGGCGCGCUGGGCGUCAUCGUCGAGGUGACCCUGAGGGCCGUCCCGGCCUUCUCGCUGGCCUGGAGCCAGGCGAUCGACGCCGACGCGCGCCUGUUUGAGCAGUGGGACGACGUGCUGUGGAAGCAGGCCGAGUUCGUCCGGGUCUGGUGGUUCCCGUACACGCGCCGGGCGGUGGUCUGGAAGGCGGACCGGGUGCCGAAGGAGGACAUCGAGGCCGGGCGGGCGAGGCACGUCCGGCCGCGCACCAGCUUCCAGGACAGCAGGCUGGGCUACUUCAUCUACCAGAACCUGCUGGCCCUGGCCCGCUGGUUCCCGCGGCUGACGCCCUGGAUCGAGUGGUUCGUGUUCGGCAUCAACUACGGCUUCCGGAACGGCGAGAGCACGCGCGUCAGCGGGUGCCAGGAGAGCUACAGGGCCUUCCUGCUCAACUGUCUCUACAGCCAGUUCGUCAACGAGUGGGCCAUCCCGCUCCACAAGGGCCCGGAAGCGCUGCAGCGGCUCGGCGCGUGGCUGAACCGCCUCCGGCCGGGCGACCCGGGAUACGUCGACCACCGGAUCCCCUUCAGCGCCGAGGGCUUGUGGGUGCACAGCCCGCUCGAGGUGCGCGUGGCCGACACGACCGUCAAGACGAGCGCGGAGAAGGGCAACCGCCCCUACCUGGACAUCACCCCGGACGACGGCCCCGCGCUGUACCUGAACGCCACCAUGUACCGGCCCUACUACCGCGACCCCACCUACGAGGCCACGGAGCGGUACUACCGGGCCUUCGAGUGGCUGAUGCGCGACCUGGGCGGGAAGCCGCACUGGGCCAAGACCUUCUCCGUCACCCCGGGCGAGUUCGCGACCUGGUAUGGCGACGACUGGCGGCAGUUCUGCAAGGUGCGGGACGAGGCCGACCCGGAGGGCAUGUUUGUCGGGCCGUGGCACCGCAGGUACCUCCUCGGGGAACCCCCGGCGAGCGCGGACGGCGGCGAGUUGCAGAGGCUCGCGCUGGAGGAGGUCGGGUUCGCGCACGAGAAGGCAGAGGGCGGCGGCUUUGUCGUGUUUGGAAAGCAGAACACCGUCGUGCCGGCCUAGGAGAUUGGUGGGAUCUUGGGUUGCGCGAGAAACCUUCGUGGGCGAGGAGGGGUUGCUGUGGGAGUUUGGACAUGAUCAAGGGCGGCCGCUGUCUCGGUUUUGAUAGACCUCGCAAGACGAACAUACGCAGCAUGUACAUACGGAGUACUGCUCCAUAUCUGGGAGGCUCGAUUUGUCGGGCGUUGGAUUUUCAUGUUCUAAUCGCUGUCAUGCACUCACUCGGUAUGAAGCAAAGCAGCAGGUUGAAGUUUGUACCAAGGAACUCAUGAACUCAUCAU